CCGGCUUGUCGGUCCCUGCAGGACCCAGGCCCGAUGUCCUUCCGCGCCCGGCCCUGCGUGGGGCCCGACGUGCGGACCGUGCGGGGCCGAAGGGCAGCGGGGUCUCCCCCCAGACCCUCAACCUCUGGAGGGGGUGUGAAGAUGCUCAAAGAGCGGCCAGUGAUGGCAGAAGAACCUCAGCAGCACCUGGGCGUUCCCGUGGUCAAGCUGGAGAAGGAACUGCCCUGGGGCCGGGCCCGCGAGGAGCCCAACCCCGAGUCAUUCCGGCUGCGCUUCCGCCAGUUUCGCUACCAGGAGGCUGCGGGCCCACAGGAGGCACUGCGGGAGCUCCAGGACCUGUGUCGCCAGUGGCUGCGGCCAGAGAUCCACACCAAGGAGCAGAUCCUGGAGCUGCUGGUGCUCGAGCAGUUCCUGAGCAUCCUGCCGCGGGAGUUCUAUGCCUGGGUGCGGGAGCAUGGCCUAGAGAGCGGCCGGGCGCUGGUGGCCAUGGUGGAGGACUUCACCGAGCGGGCGCUGGAGGCCAAGGCGGUGCCGAGUUCAGUGCCGGGUCAGCAGGAGACAGUGAUGCUCUGCAGGGACCCCUGGGAGCCUGGUAUGCCCACGGGCCCGGUGGAGGUAAAGCCAGAGUGGAGGCUGCCGCAGAGUGAUGGCGUGUCGGGCCUGAACCAGUGCAGCCCCGAACAGCUCCCACCGGACUCGGGUGGGCCGCAGCCUUUCCAGGAGCAGGCUGUGCCAGUUCUCCCGCCUGUGAGUACCAGGGACCAGGAGAUGGCAGCAGGUUUCCUGGCAGCCGGAACCCAGGUGCUUGGACCAUUUAAGGACAUGGCAUUGGCCUUCCCUGAAGAGGAGUGGAGGCACGUGACCCCAGCUCAGAUCGACUGCUUCGGGGAGUACGUGGAGCCCCAAGAUUGUGGGGUCUCCUCUUCAGGCCUCAGGAGCGAGGAGAAGGAGGCGAAGCCCGAGCAGGCCGAUCUCAAGGGGGCACUGGCACGCCUGGCAGCCGAGCGCUUCGAGCCAGUACUCCCAGGGCCUGGGCUGGGGACCAGUUGUGAGCAGGGCCCAGUGGCCCCCGUGGGACUUGUGCCGGGGCCGCAGCCUCCUCCCGCUCCGGCCGGCCUAGCCCUGCCCCUGCCUGGUGCCCUGGAUGCCCCUGCCUCCUUCUGGAAGCCUUUCCAGUGCCCCGAGUGUGGCAAGGGCUUCAGUCGAAGCUCCAACCUGGUGCGGCACCAGCGCACGCACGAGGAGGAGAAGGCGUUUGGCUGCGUGGAGUGCGGGAAGGGCUUCACCUUGCGGGAGUACCUGCUGAAGCACCAGCGCACGCACCUGGGCGCGCGGCCCUAUGUGUGCGGCGAAUGCUGGAAGAGCUUCAGCCAGAGGCAUCACCUGGAGGUGCACCGGCGCAGCCACACAGGCGAAAAGCCCUACGUGUGCGGGGACUGCUGGAAGAGCUUCAGCCGCCGCCAGCACCUGCAGGUGCACCGGCGCACGCACACAGGUGAGAAGCCAUACGCCUGCGAGUGCGGCAAGAGCUUCAGCCGCAAUGCCAACCUGGCGGUGCACCGGCGCGCGCACACAGGCGAGAAGCCCUACGGUUGCCAGGUGUGCGGCAAGCGCUUCAGCAAGGGCGAGAGGCUGGUGCGGCACCAGCGCAUCCACACUGGCGAGAAGCCGUACCACUGCCCCGCUUGUGGCCGCAGCUUCAACCAGCGCUCCAUCCUCAACCGCCACCAGAAGACCCAGCACCGUGCUGAUAUCCCCGCACCCACCGGCUCCUAAGGGGUGGCCUGCCCGAACACACUCGGCCACCUGUAUCACUUCUGGCGGGCUUCCCGCGAUCCACACAAUCGCAUCCCCUUUCCCACUUAGCUACUAUUUAUUAGCCACUGGCAAUGUACCUGGCAGGGCAUCCGUGGGGGCGAGUACCUGGCCCUGGAGCAUCCUGGGUUC
Messenger RNA from Suncus etruscus (white-toothed pygmy shrew), 1947 nucleotides. RefSeq names its product zinc finger and SCAN domain containing 25 (gene ZSCAN25). The coding region runs from base 34 to 1776 and encodes 580 amino acids. The transcript has 6 exons. Gene Ontology annotation, molecular function: RNA polymerase II cis-regulatory region sequence-specific DNA binding; DNA-binding transcription factor activity, RNA polymerase II-specific. Gene Ontology annotation, biological process: central nervous system development; regulation of transcription by RNA polymerase II. The record is from RefSeq and is a predicted model, not a curated record. NCBI's taxonomy places the organism in Eukaryota, Metazoa, Chordata, Mammalia, Eulipotyphla, Soricidae. Gene Ontology annotation, cellular component: nucleus.